AUGCCGCCAAGGAUAGCUGGGCGACCCCGAGGAAGAGGAAGAGGACGUGGUAGAAGGCCGCACCCUGAGCCCGAAAGACAACACGUAAACCCUCCGCCACCAUCUCCACCUCGAUCACUUUCGCCUCCACUUGCCCCGACAGUGGAUAGGACUGUCAUUAACACCUUUCUGAAAAAGAAGCCGCCAACAUUUGACGGAAAAGGCGACCCCGCUGAAGCGGAAUCGUGGAUACGUGCACUAGAGCGCCUGUUUGACUUACUGCAAUGCACAGAUGAUGAGCGCUUGAUUUGUGCCUCACUCCAACUGACAGGGUCAGCAGAUUAUUGGUGGGAGGCUCGCAAAAAGAUAAUGCCCCCGCAGCAGCUAGAGGACCUAACCUGGGAACAGUUCAAGACAGGAAUCUAUGACAAGUACAUCCCUAAGAGCUAUAAAAAGCAAAAAGAAACAGAGUUUUACAACUUGAAACAGGGACGAAUGUCAGUGACAGAAUAUGAUCGCGCCUUCUUUGACCUGUCCAGGUACGGAGCUGAUCAAGUGGAUACGGAUGAAAAGAUGUCCGAGAAAUUUUGUACUGGCUUGAGGCACGAAAUAAGAGUAGCAUUGGCUAGCCGUGGCGGAAUACCAUAUACCGAAGCUCUAAAACUGGCCUUAGACAUUGAAGCUGCAUUGCCUAAGGAAAGACCUGCACCAAACCCUACAAAUAUGUCACUGCAGACCUCGUCCCAAGCCCCAAGGGACAAAAGGAAGUGGGAAGGAAACCAGAACCAGUGGAGACAAAAGAAGCCAUGGCAUGGACCACCCCGCCCACAAAACUUUGCAAGGCAGCCUAUCUUUAACCCCACAGGAAUCACUCAACCAAGGCCCAAUCUUUGUCCCAAAUGUAACAAGCCCCACAGCGGAAUCUGCAGGGCCGGAGAAAUGAUUUGUUUUACUUGUGGAAGGUAUGGCCAUAUCGCCAGGAACUGUCAAAAUGGACCCCAGAGAAGGAGUGCACCAACUAACCAGCCAGCACAACGUCAACACUUGCGAGCUCUACAUGCAGACACCCAGAACCACCAGACCCCGCAUCCACAACGACCGAGCCUCUCAACUCAAGCUAGGGCAUAUGCAUUGGGACGAAACCAACAGAACAACAACCAUGGGAAUUUGGCAGGUAUGGGCACUCUACUGAACGUACCUAUUGUCCUAUUGUUUGAUACUGGUGCCUCGCACUCCUUCAUAUCAACCUCGUGUGUAAGCACUUUAGAACUCACACCAGAACCAGCCGAACCUAGAGUAACGGUGUCCUCACCAGUAGGAGGAGUUAUAGAAAUCACACAAAAGUGCUCGAAUCUAGAAAUCACGCUCGGAGAACGUAAGGUUAUUGCUAAUAACUUGGGGGUCAUGAAAAUGGAAGAUGUCGAUAUUAUACUAGGAAUGGAAUGGUUGGCCAAGAACCACGCCACCAUCAAGUGCAGUGAAAGACAUAUUUCCUUUCAAACUCCAGGAGAAGGGCAAGUUGAACUCCAUGGAAUCACUAUGAACAAGCGCAAAUCCAUAAUUUCGGUCCUACAAGCAGCCGCGCUGGUGAGAAAAGGGUGUCCCGCCUACCUCGUCUACUUAAGCAGAGAACAUAAUGAAGAAAAGAAGAUUGAGGACGUGGAGAUUGUACGUGAAUUUACAGACGUGUUUCCUGACACGCUACCCGGGUUACCCCCAGACAGACGACUGGAAUUCACCAUCGAUUUGGAACCAGGAGCCGCGCCAAUUUCAAAAGCGCCAUACCGAAUGGCCCCAAAGGAACUGGGAGAACUGAAACUACAACUGCAAGAACUUUUAGACCUGGGUUUUAUCAGACCCAGCGUGUCACCAUGGGGAGCUCCUGUACUUUUCGUCAAGAAGAAGGAUGGGACGUUGAGGAUGUGCAUAGACUACCGAGAAUUGAACAAGGUGACACUCAAGAAUAAAUACCCAUUGCCAAGGAUAGAUGAUUUAUUUGACCAGCUCAAGGGGGCCAGUAUAUUUUCUAAGAUUGACUUAAGGUCCGGAUACCACCAACUGAAGAUUCGGUCUGAAGAUAUACCCAAAACAGCUUUUCGCACCAGGUACGGUCACUAUGAAUUUGUAGUAAUGCCUUUUGGAUUGACCAACGCCCCUGCGGUGUUCAUGGAUUUGAUGAAUCGCAUUUUCCAUCCAUAUCUCGACAAAUUCGUCCUGGUCUUCAUAGACGACGUCCUCAUUUACUCAAAGAAUAGAUCAGAACACGCGGAACAUCUAAGAACUACCCUCGAAAUAUUAAGGACCGAGAGACUCUAUGCUAAAUUCAGCAAGUUAACAGCAGAAGGAAUCCGGGUAGACCCAGCAAAGGUAGGGGCCGUACAGAACUGGAAAUCACCAACCAGCCCGAACGAAAUUCGAAGUUUUCUAGGACUGGCUGGCUACUAUAGAAGAUUCAUCGAAGGGUUCUCAAGGAUUGCCAGGCCAAUGACCCAACAACUCAAAAAGGGCAUCAGGUUCGUGUGGACCCCUGAAUGCGAAGCUAGCUUCCAACUGCUAAAGGAGAAACUAACCACCGCCCCCGUGUUAGCCGUGCCGGAACCAGGAUCAAACUACGUGGUUUACACAGAUGCUUCGAAAAAUGGACUUGGGACAAUUCAAACUCUAGAAGAUAUGUUGAGGGCCGUCGUACUCGAUAGAGGAGAAAAUUGGGAAUCCAUCUUGCAUCUGAUAGAGUUUGCCUAUAAUAAUAGUUAUCAAGCCACCAUCGACAUGGCACCUUAUGAGGCACUAUAUGGAAGAAAAUGUCGGUCUCCACUCUAUUGGGACGAAGUAGGGGAGAGAAAGGUAUUAGGCCCAGAAUCCGUGGCGGAGAUGAUUGAAAUCGUGAGACGAAUCCGGAGUCGAAUCAAGGAAGCGCAAGACCGACAAAAAUCCUACGCAGAUGAGCGUCGAACGGAUUUGAAAUUUAACAUCGGAGAGAAAGUCUUUUUGAAAAUUGAGUCGUGGAAAGGGGAAGGGAUAAGUGCUGUGGAGAGCAAUCUAGUAGAUAACUAUGAACAAAACUCCCGGAGGUUCAUGUCUCCAUACAUGGACCGCGUUCUUUCGUUUCCGCUGUGCCGGUUAAGAGGCAGUGUCUAUCUUACUCUUUACUCUGAUAAUCAGAACUUGUAUGAACGGUCACUCGAUUCUACAUGA
Salvia splendens (bonfire salvia) is the source of this 3174-nucleotide messenger RNA. RefSeq lists its product as uncharacterized. Lineage: Eukaryota; Viridiplantae; Streptophyta; Magnoliopsida; Lamiales; Lamiaceae. The record is from RefSeq and is a predicted model, not a curated record. Gene Ontology annotation, biological process: proteolysis. Gene Ontology annotation, molecular function: nucleic acid binding; zinc ion binding; aspartic-type endopeptidase activity. The coding region runs from base 1 to 3174 and encodes 1057 amino acids. The transcript is spliced from 4 exons.